This is a messenger RNA of Vairimorpha ceranae, 1872 nucleotides long. RefSeq names its product alpha alpha trehalase precursor. Gene Ontology annotation, biological process: trehalose catabolic process. The record is from RefSeq and is a predicted model, not a curated record. NCBI's taxonomy places the organism in Eukaryota, Fungi, Microsporidia, Nosematidae. Gene Ontology annotation, molecular function: alpha,alpha-trehalase activity. The transcript has a single exon. The coding region runs from base 1 to 1872 and encodes 623 amino acids.
AUGCUACCCAUUAUUUUUAUGACAGCAGUCCUUUGUAACUACUUUCACACAAUAGAAUAUCAAGAGAUAUCAGAAAUACUGCAAUUUCAUGUUUUUGAUAAAACUGAUAGUAAAAAAUUUGCAGAUAUGCAUAUGAAAUUUGAAUUAAAGUUUACUCAUAAUGCUUUGAAAAAACUUGUAAAAGAUGUAGAUGACUUAGCUACCAUAAAAGAUAAGCUAUUGAAUUUUGUAGAAACUUUUUUUGUAGAAGAGGAUGACAGACAAAAUAUACCAUUUCUAGUUACUGGUAGUGAUCCAGAUUUUGUAAAAGAUUUAGAUGAACAGCUUAAAGAAGUAUUUACGUUAAUACAUGAGAAAUGGUAUAUUUAUGCACGUAGAGAUUCAUUUAGUAAUACUGAUAAAUUUGAAGAGGCCAAUGACACUUUAAAAAUUAAAUCUUCGGUUGAUCAAAAUAGUAAAAAUAAGAAAAAAGAGAUAUUUGAACUAUUGAAAUCUGAAAAUAUAAAAGAAAACGAUUUGUAUAACAAAAUUACGCUUCCGUUUACUUAUUUCGUUCCUGGUGGUAGAUUUAAAGAAGCUUAUUAUUGGGACUCAUACUGGAUACUUAUAGGUUUAUUAAGUUGUAACAUGAAUGAAUAUGCAUUUGAACUUACACAAUCAAUCGCUUUUUUAAUAGAUAAAUUUGGGUAUAUGCCAAACGGAACUAGACAGUAUUAUUUGGGUAGAAGUCAGCCUCCUUUUUUCAGUCAAAUGCUGUUAAGACUUUAUAAUGCUAAUAUACACCGCGAAUGGAUACUCGAGGAAGGUCUUGAAAGUUUAGAAAAAGAAUACAAUUGGUGGAUGGAAAAUAGACAUUUUGAUAAAGAUUUUAGACUAAACCGAUAUAAAAUAACUAAAAUUAACAUUCCUCGCCCAGAAUCAUUCAAAGAAGAUUUUGAAUUUAGUGAUAAAUUUAAAGAGCUAUGGGCAGGUGCUGAAUCUGGAUGGGAUUUUAGUGCAAGAUGGUUUAAUGGCGGUGGUAAACUAGAGAACAUUAGUACUGGAGAUAUUAUUCCUGUAGAUUUAAAUGUUUACAUGUUAAUUACUGAAAAAAUUAUAUUAUUUUUGAAUGAAAAAAAACUUGAAAAAAAAGAAGCUUCUGCUACCUUCGAUACUUCUACGGUUAUAAAUGAUUCAGAAAAAACAAUUAACAGUUCUGCGAAAGACCCUAAAGAAGAAGUUAGAAAAAAAAUUUUACUGUUUAAAAAUUAUAUUUUAGAAAGGGAAUUCGCUAUUAAUUCAAUAUUAUGGAAUCAAGAACAAAAAGUAUGGCUUGAUUAUAAUGCAGUUACUAAGACUCAUAGCAAGGCUUUCUUUUUUUCUAAUAUAACUCCGCUGUUUGUGAACAUUAAGAUGCCUGAAGGCAACUUAUAUGAUAUAUUAGAUAUGUAUAAAAAAGAGUUAUUUAGCUAUCCUGGUGGUAUUCCUGUAUCAAAUAUAGAAUCGGCUAAAGAUGAGAAUGGACAACAGUGGGACUUUCCAAAUGUUUGGGCACCACUGACACAAAUGUUUGUUGAAUACAUGAUUAAUAAAGAUUUUGACGUAGCUUUGCACGUUGCUAAAUCUUUUUAUAGAAGUGUUUAUAAAGGAUUGGGCACUAAUAAAGAUUUUCAUGAAAAAUAUAACUGUUUAUUGGUCGGUGAAAAAGGACAAGGUGGUGAAUAUGAGUCACAGGAAGGAUUUGGAUGGACUAAUGGUACUGUAGCAUGGAUGAUAAAGAUUUUUAAAAAUAAACUUACAGAGAAUGAUGACCAUAAAAAGUCUUAUGAAGAUGUUUGUCGUAUAAUUAGUUCUAAAAAAUCGGAAGAUAACGAAAGUGUGGUUGAUAUAUAG